AUGUGGGUUGUAGUAUGUACAGCAGAGAUUGGGGAUUGUGUGGAGUUAGAGACAGCAGAGAUUGGGGAUUGUGUGGAGUUAGAGACAGCAGAGAUUGGGGAUUGUGUGAAGUUACAGACAGCAGAGAUUGGGGAUUGUGUGGAGUUGGAGACAGCAGAGAUUGUGUGGAGUGACAGACAGCAGAGAUUGUGUGGAGUUACAGAUAGCAGAGAUUGGGGAUUGUGUGGAGUUAGAGACAGCAGAGAUUGGGGGAUUGUGUGGAUUACAGACAGCAGAGAUUGUGUGGAGUUAGAAACAACAGAGAUUGGGGAUUGUGUGGAGUCAGAGACAGCAGAGAUUGGGGAUUGUGUGGAUUUACAGACAGCAGAGAUUGGGGAUUGUGUGGAGUUAGAGACAGCAGAGAUUGGGGAUUGUGUGGAGUUAGAGACAGCAGAGAUUGGGGAUUGUGUGGAGUUAGAGAUUGGUGAUUGUGUGGAGUUAGAGACAGCAGAGAUUGGGAAUUGUGUGGAGUUAGAGACAGCAGAGAUUGGGGAUUGUGUGGAGUUACAGACAGCAGAGAUUGGGGAUUGUGUGGAGUUAGAGACAGCAGAGAUUGGGGAUUGUGUGGAGUUACAGACAGCAGAGAUUGUGUGGAGUUACAGACAGCAGAGAUUGUGUGGAGUUACAGACAGCAGAGAUUGGGGAUUGUGUGGAGUUAGAGACAGCAGAGAUUGGGGAUUGUGUGGAGUUAGAGACAGCAGAGAUUGGGGAUUGUGUGGAGUUAAAGAGACAGCAGAGAUUGGGGAUUGUGUGGAGUUACAGACAGCAGAGAUUUGGGAUUGUGUGGAGUUACAGACAGCAGAGAUUUGGGAUUGUGUGGAGUUACAGACAGCAGAGAUUGGGGAUUGUGUGGAGUUACAGACAGCAGAGAUUAUGUGGAGUUAG
This is a messenger RNA of Ostrea edulis (European flat oyster), 924 nucleotides long. RefSeq lists its product as uncharacterized. Bases 1 to 924 code for a protein of 307 amino acids. The transcript is spliced from 3 exons. The record is from RefSeq and is a predicted model, not a curated record. Lineage: Eukaryota; Metazoa; Mollusca; Bivalvia; Ostreida; Ostreidae.